Symphalangus syndactylus (siamang) is the source of this 7396-nucleotide messenger RNA. RefSeq names its product large tumor suppressor kinase 1 (gene LATS1). Lineage: Eukaryota; Metazoa; Chordata; Mammalia; Primates; Hylobatidae. The record is from RefSeq and is a predicted model, not a curated record. Gene Ontology annotation, molecular function: protein serine/threonine kinase activity; ATP binding; protein binding. Gene Ontology annotation, biological process: G1/S transition of mitotic cell cycle; positive regulation of apoptotic process; peptidyl-serine phosphorylation. Gene Ontology annotation, cellular component: spindle pole.
AGCGACGCCGGGAAAUGCCCACAUCCGGGAAACCUGCAGCGGAGUGCGGCGGCGGCGACACUGAGUGGAAGGCAAAAUGGCGGCGACGGCGGUGGCCUGGUGUUAAGGGGAGAGCCAGGUCCUCGCGACCCCAGCGACGGGCCGCGCUGGCCCGCGGCAGCCCCCCGCUCCUCUCCCCGCUCUGCCCCACCAGGGAUACUUGGGGUUGCUGGGACGGGCUCCGGCCGCCUCAGCGUCCGCCCUCAGGCCCGUGACCGCUGUCCAGGAGCUCUGCUCUCCCCUUCAGUUAAUUAUUUAUAUCCUAAAGAAUUUUAACAGUCCUGGGGACUUCCUUGAAGGAUCAUUUUCACUUUUGCUCAGAAGAAAGCUCUGGAUCUAUCAAAUAAAGAAGUCCUUCGUGUGGGCUACAUAUAUAGAUGUUUUCAUGAAGAGGAGUGAAAAGCCAGAAGGAUAUAGACAAAUGAGGCCUAAGACCUUUCCUGCCAGUAACUAUACUGGCAGUAGCCGACAAAUGUUACAAGAAAUUCGGGAAUCCCUUAGGAAUUUAUCUAAACCAUCUGAUGCUGCUAAGGCUGAGCAUAACAUGAAUAAAAUGUCAACCGAAGAUCCUCGACAAGUCAGAAAUCCACCCAAAUUUGGGACGCAUCAUAAAGCCUUGCAGGAAAUUCGAAACUCUCUGCUUCCAUUUGCAAAUGAAACAAAUUCUCCUCGGAGUACUUCAGAAGUUAAUCCACAAAUGCUUCAAGACUUGCAAGCUGCUGGAUUUGAUGAGGAUAUGGUUAUACAAGCUCUUCAGAAAACUAACAACAGAAGUAUAGAAGCAGCAAUUGAAUUCAUUAGUAAAAUGAGUUACCAAGAUCCUCGACGAGAGCAGAUGGCUGCAGCAGCUGCCAGACCUAUUAAUGCCAGCAUGAAACCAGGGAAUGUGCAACAAUCAGUUAACCGCAAACAGAGCUGGAAAGGUUCUAAAGAAUCCUUAGUUCCUCAGAGGCAUGGCCCACCACUAGGAGAAAGUGUGGCCUAUCAUUCUGAGAGUCCCAACUCACAGACAGAUGUAGGAAGACCUUUGUCUGGAUCUGGUAUAUCAGCAUUUGUUCAAGCUCACCCUAGCAACGGACAGAGAGUGAACCCCCCACCACCACCUCAAGUAAGGAGUGUUACUCCUCCACCACCUCCAAGAGGCCAGACUCCCCCUCCAAGAGGUACAACUCCACCUCCCCCUUCAUGGGAACCAAACUCUCAAACAAAGCGCUAUUCUGGAAACAUGGAAUACGUAAUCUCCCGAAUCUCUCCUGUCCCACCUGGGGCAUGGCAAGAGGGCUAUCCUCCACCACCUCUCAACACUUCCCCCAUGAAUCCUCCUAAUCAGGGACAGAGAGGCAUUAGUUCUGUUCCUGUUGGCAGACAACCAAUCAUCAUGCAGAGUUCUAGCAAAUUUAACUUUCCAUCAGGGAGACCUGGAAUGCAGAAUGGUACUGGACAAACUGAGUUCAUGAUACACCAAAAUGUUGUCCCUGCUGGCACUGUGAAUCGGCAGCCACCACCUCCAUAUCCUCUGACCGCAGCUAAUGGACAAAGCCCUUCUGCUUUACAAACAGGGGGAUCGGCUGCUCCUUCGUCAUAUACAAAUGGAAAUAUUCCUCAGUCUAUGAUGGUGCCAAACAGAAAUAGUCAUAACAUGGAACUAUAUAACAUUAAUGUACCUGGACUGCAAACAAACUGGCCUCAGUCAUCUUCUGCUCCAGCCCAGUCAUCCCCGAGCAGUGGGCAUGAAAUCCCUACAUGGCAACCUAACAUACCAGUGAGGUCAAAUUCUUUUAAUAACCCAUUAGGAAAUAGAGCAAGUCACUCUGCUAAUUCUCAGGCUUCCGCUACAACAGUCACUGCAAUUACACCAGCCCCUAUUCAACAGCCUGUGAAAAGUAUGCGUGUAUUAAAACCAGAGCUACAGACUGCUUUAGCACCUACACACCCUUCUUGGAUACCACAGCCAAUUCAAACUGUUCAACCCAGUCCUUUUCCUGAGGGAACCGCUUCAAAUGUGACUGUGAUGCCACCUGUUGCUGAAGCUCCAAACUAUCAAGGACCACCACCACCCUACCCAAAACAUCUGCUGCACCAAAACCCAUCUGUUCCUCCAUACGAAUCAAUCAGUAAACCUAGCAAAGAGGAUCAGCCAAGCUUGCCCAAGGAAGAUGAGAGUGAAAAGAGUUAUGAAAAUGUUGAUAGUGGGGAUAAAGAAAAGAAACAGAUUACAACUUCACCCAUUACUGUUAGGAAAAACAAGAAAGAUGAAGAGCGAAGGGAAUCUCGUAUUCAAAGUUAUUCUCCUCAAGCAUUUAAAUUCUUUAUGGAGCAACAUGUAGAAAAUGUACUCAAAUCUCAUCAGCAGCGUCUACAUCGUAAAAAACAAUUAGAGAAUGAAAUGAUGCGGGUUGGAUUAUCUCAAGAUGCCCAGGAUCAAAUGAGAAAGAUGCUUUGCCAAAAAGAAUCUAAUUACAUCCGUCUUAAAAGGGCUAAAAUGGACAAGUCUAUGUUUGUGAAGAUAAAGACACUAGGAAUAGGAGCAUUUGGUGAAGUCUGUCUAGCAAGAAAAGUAGAUACUAAGGCUUUGUAUGCAACAAAAACUCUUCGAAAGAAAGAUGUUCUUCUUCGAAAUCAAGUCGCUCAUGUUAAAGCUGAGAGAGAUAUCCUGGCUGAAGCUGACAAUGAAUGGGUAGUUCGUCUAUAUUAUUCAUUCCAAGAUAAAGACAAUUUAUACUUUGUAAUGGACUACAUUCCUGGGGGUGAUAUGAUGAGCCUAUUAAUUAGAAUGGGCAUCUUUCCAGAAAAUCUGGCACGAUUCUACAUAGCAGAACUUACCUGUGCAGUUGAAAGUGUUCAUAAAAUGGGUUUUAUUCAUAGAGAUAUUAAACCUGAUAAUAUUUUGAUUGAUCGUGAUGGUCAUAUUAAAUUGACUGACUUUGGCCUCUGCACUGGCUUCAGAUGGACACACGAUUCUAAGUACUAUCAGAGUGGUGACCAUCCACGGCAAGAUAGCAUGGAUUUCAGUAAUGAAUGGGGGGAUCCCUCAAGCUGUCGAUGUGGAGACAGACUGAAGCCAUUAGAGCGGAGAGCUGCACGCCAGCACCAGCGAUGUCUAGCACAUUCUUUGGUUGGGACUCCCAAUUAUAUUGCACCUGAAGUGUUGCUACGAACAGGAUACACACAGUUAUGUGAUUGGUGGAGUGUUGGUGUUAUUCUUUUUGAAAUGUUGGUGGGACAACCUCCUUUCUUGGCACAAACACCAUUAGAAACACAAAUGAAGGUUAUCAACUGGCAAACAUCUCUUCACAUUCCACCACAAGCUAAACUCAGUCCUGAAGCUUCUGAUCUUAUUAUUAAACUUUGCCGAGGACCCGAAGAUCGCUUAGGCAAGAAUGGUGCUGAUGAAAUAAAAGCUCAUCCAUUUUUUAAAACAAUUGAUUUCUCCAGUGACCUGAGACAGCAAUCUGCUUCAUACAUUCCUAAAAUCACACACCCAACAGAUACAUCAAAUUUUGAUCCUGUUGAUCCUGAUAAAUUAUGGAGUGAUGAUAACGAGGAAGAAAAUGUAAAUGACACUCUCAAUGGAUGGUAUAAAAAUGGAAAGCAUCCUGAACAUGCAUUCUAUGAAUUUACCUUCCGAAGGUUUUUUGAUGACAAUGGCUACCCAUAUAAUUAUCCGAAGCCUAUUGAAUAUGAAUACAUUAAUUCACAAGGCUCAGAGCAGCAGUCGGAUGAAGAUGAUCAAAACACAGGCUCAGAGAUUAAAAAUCGCGAUCUAGUAUAUGUUUAACACACUAGUAAAUAAAUGUAAUGAGGAUUUGCAAAAGGGCCUGAAAUGCGAGGUGUUUUGAGGUUCUGAGAGUAAAAUUAUGCAAAUAUGACAGAGCUAUAUAUGUGUGCUCUGUGUACAAUAUUUUAUUUUCCUAAAUUAUGGGAAAUCCUUUUAAAAUGUUAAUUUAUUCCAGCCGUCUAAAUCAGUAUUUAGAAAAAAAUUGUUAUAAGGAAAGUAAAUUAUGAACUGAAUAUUAUAGUCAGUUCUUGGUACUUAAAGUACUUAAAAUAAGUAGUGCUUUGUUUAAAAGGAGAAACCUAGUAUCUAUUUGUAUAUAUGCUAAAUAAUUUUAAAAGACAAGAGUUUUUGAAAUUUUUUUGAAAGACAGUUUUAGUUUUAUCUUGCUUUAACCAAAUAUGAAACAUACCCCGUAUUUACAGAGCUCUUUUUUCCCCUCAUAACCUUCUUUUUGGUACAAAAUAAGCUAGAGAAAUUAAGCCAUCGUGUUGGUGAGUGUUCCUAGGCUAAUGAUAAUCUGUAUAAGUCACAUCCUGAAACUAAGGAAUACAGGGUUGAAAAAAUAUUAAUAUGUUUGUCAGAAGGAAAAAUACAUUUAUCUUCCCCCCGCACCACCCCGUGGAAUAUUUAAUCUAUUUAAUCUUCUUGCAUUUAUUUCUCAAGAAUUACUGGCUUUAAAAGAAGCCAAAGCACUACUAGCUUUUUUUCCAUAUUGGUAUUUUUGAUGCUGCUUCCAAUUUUAAAAGGGAACAAAGCUUCCAUAAAUCAAAAUUUUCAAUACUAAAAGCUAAAAUAUUUCUCACUGUCCUAAGCAGAGAAUUAUUUUCAUUUUCAUAUACUUUUCCUGUGUAGUAACUAUUUUGAUUAUAUCAUCAAUGUUACCUGUUUCCUCUUUCAGAACAGUGCUGCAUAUACAGAUUGUUAUUGGCAAAGGAAAAUCUGGCUAUCUGGCAAUAUUUUACCUAAGGGCAGAUUAAUUGGUGAAAAAAUUAACUCUUAAGAUGGCCAUUAAUAAUUAGGAAAGUUUACAGAGUGGUCUUAGUAGAAAAUUCAAGUCCUCCUAAUUUAUUUAAGGUUAAAUAAUGUGUUCAACACGCCUAUUACGUAUAAUGCUUAGGUUCUAAGGAAGAUUAAGGUUUCAUACCAAAAUACAUGUAGCUUAUCUUUUAGGAAGGGGAAAAAGGCUCUAUUUUGACCGUAGUAAAAUUUUUAUUGUAUUUUAUUUCCUUUUCUUAUUAAGCUCCACGGAUAAGGGAUUGUUUUUAUCAAAAGUUACUAUUUGUGGAUUGGAGGCAUAAUUUUAAUGAUUUUCAUACUUUUAGCUUUCUUCGCAUAAAAGCUAAUUGAAACUGUAUGUGUAGUAAAAUUAAAGGCAGAGAUGUUGCAGUUGAAUUGGAGAGUCAGGGCAAAGAACACUUAUUAGCCCACAUUUCCCACCUUUCUAGAGGUGGUCCUUUCAGAGCUCAGCCUGAAAACCUACUACUGUGUUAUCGUGGGUCUUUUGGGGUUAGUGAUUCUUUUGAGAAUCUGAAGGAAGCUGUGGACUCUUCCCAGAAAAAAAAAAAAAACAUCAACACAUACACAUACAAUGUUGCAUGCAGUUUCAAGGGAUUUUGGACAUAUUGAAACCUAUCACAGGCUCUAGGUUAUGGACCUCUGUCCCAUGAGAAAAUUGAUACAUUAAGCCUAAGAACUUUGUUUUUAACUUACCAGUCACUACUCAGCACAUCUUAUAUAAGCUGAUAAUUUGUGAUGGAAAAGGUCUGUAGCAUGUGAUAUAAGGUGACCCUAUCAAUGCCUUUCUUGCUAACAUUAAGUCGUUUUAAAUAUAUCAUUUGGAGUGGACUGAAAUGUUGGGCUCAUUACAAGCUUGAUACAGAAAUAUUUCUGAAGGAUUUGUAAUCAGAAUUGUAAGACAAUGUACUAUGAUGAAAUGGCAGUCUUCACCUCAUGGUUCAUGGAACAUUUGGUUAGUCCCAUAGAAUCCUAUGCAAAACAAAGUAGUUCAAGAAUUUUUAGGUGGGUACUGACAUUUAUAAGGUGUUCCUCUUACUCUUUGGGCUUUUUCAGUCUGAUUAUUUAAAUUUUCAUUUAGUUGUUUUACUUUUGGACUAAGGUGCAAUACAGUAGAAAAUAACUUUGUUACAUUUAUGUUGUAGGAAAACUAAGGUGCUGUCUCCUCCGCCUUCCCUUCCCACAAAAUCUGUAUUCCCCCUAUUGCUGAAAUGUAACAGACACUACAAAUUUUGUAUUCUUUUUUUGCUUUUUGUUUUGAGACAGGGUCUCACUCUAUCACCCAGACUGGAGGGUAGCGGCGCUUCACAGCUCACUGCAUCCUCAACCUUGGGGGCUCCGCAGUCCUCCCACCUCAGCCUCCCAAGUAGCUGGGCAUGCGCCACCAAGCCCAGCUAAUUUUUGUAUCUUUAGUAGAGAUGGAGUUUCACCAUGUUGCCCAGGUUGGUGUGAAAUUCCUGGGCUCCAGUUAUAUGCCCACCUCAGCCUCCCAAAGUGCUGGGAUUACAGACGUGAGCCACCACGCCUGGUGCAAAUAUGUAUUCUUUUAAAAUUUCCUCUGAUACUAUAAGCCUUUUGCAUUUAUCUGAAGCAGUAUACAUGCCUUUGGUAUCAGCAAUUUUAACAGUUUGGAUAUACUUAUCGGCUAUCUUAUUCCAAAACUACAUCUGCUUCUUCCAGUAUAGAAUCUGGUGCUUCCUGACCAAAAAGAUGAGAAAAACAAUGUUAAAAAUAUAGAUGCUUUCCAUUGAAAUGGAGUGAAAACAUUGGUUCUAUAUGUUUUCUUUUAAAAUAAUUUUCUUAUUAAAAACUUGCUGUCUUUAUUAUACUUACCCUUUUUAUGCAUAUCAAUAGUAUUUAUAAGAUGUGUUCUAUAAUUAUGUAAUUGUAGAUACUGUUAUGUAUUGUCCAGUGAUAUCAUAAGGCAGGCCCUACUGCUGUAUCUUUUCUACCUUCUUAUUUGUAAUAGAAACUAUAGAAUGUAUGACUAAAAAGUCACUUUGAGAUUGACUUUUUAAAAAAGUUAUUACCUUCUGCUGUUGCAAAGUGCAAAACUGUGAGUGGAAUUGUUUUAUUCUGACUUAAUGUGUUAGAAAUUAGAGAAUACAGUGGGAGGAUUUUUAGACAUUGCUGCUGCUGUUACCCAAGGUAUUUUAGAUAAAAAAAUUUUAAUAAACAUCCCUUUGGUAUUUAAAGUGGAACAUUUAGCCUGUUCAUUUUAAUCUAAAGCAAAAAGUAAUUUGGGUCAAAAUAUUGGUAUAUUUGUAAAGCGCCUUAAUAUAUCCCUUUGUGGAAGGCACUACACAGUUUACUUUUAUAUUGUAUUGUGUAUAUAAGUAUUUUGUAUUAAAAUUGAAUCAGUGGCAACUUUAAAGUUUUAUAAAAUCAUGCUUUGUUAGAAAAGGAAUUACAGCUUUGCAAUAUAACUAAUUGUUUCACGUAAUUCUGAAUGUAAUAGAUACGAAUAAUCAGCCUGUGUUUUUAAUGAACUUAUUUGUAUUUUCCCAAUCAUUUUCUCUAGUGUAAUGUUUGCUGGGAUAAUAAAAAAAAAUUUAAAUGUUUCAA